This is a messenger RNA of Pieris macdunnoughi, 1272 nucleotides long. NCBI's taxonomy places the organism in Eukaryota, Metazoa, Arthropoda, Insecta, Lepidoptera, Pieridae. The record is from the annotation of a GenBank genome assembly.
AUGAAAGAAACCAAAAGACCCUUAACAUUGCCCCAUGUAAAUGUUACGCAAAAUUUUAGUUUUGCCAAAAAUAUGCAUGCUGGUAAUCUUGAACACCAACCCUUGCCAGAUACUUUGGGCUAUAGACAUUUAACUAAGGUGGGCGAACAUCGUGAUUCGGACAUCGUUGUCAAACCUUAUGCGAUAGGUUGGAAAGGAUAUGGUGCAUCUGGUCCGACUUGUUGCACGAAAAUGCGUGUACACAGACCAAAAACGUGUGACCCCAAGAAGCCUGAAACGGAAGAACGCAAGCAACGCCCAGCAACAUCAUUUGACCUAGGCGGACAGUACAAAAAGCCUUUAUCCCUCAUGGACUUGGCCAUAUGCUGGGAUUUCAAAACUGACGAUCACCGAGAACCAAAACCCCCGAAGCAUAUAGAUGGCUCAAAUGGCUCCACAGCACCAGCAGUUUUUACAAUGGUCCACACCCCGAAGGACGAACAAGAAUAUAUAACCGGCCAUUCGCAAUCAAUUUUUAAUCAGAACCGUAAUGGACAUGAUGUUGGCCGUCACAGUGUACCGCAUUUUGAAAAAGACAUGACGAAAGAAAAGAGGAAGGAUGCAUGCGAUUUACAAAAUUGUCCACAACAUACACAUAAUGAUAAAGAGUCCAGAUCUAAGUCUUCUAGUAGGAAAAGCUCGGCACAAUCAUCGAAAGAUGAAAAAUGUGAUGGUGUAAAUGGAUGCGGUACUGUUUCGUCUUCCAAAAACUCAAGCCGUGAUUUCAAACCCGAUAAAUACGUAAAAGAAACUAGCAACAACCGUGGAAGUCGACGUAUUAACAGCUUAGAAUCGUAUACCAAAACUCCUCUGGCACAGGGAAAAUUGCACCAAAGUUCCCCGAAUGAAUCUCAAAUAUCCCAUUCACCAAAAGACAGUAUAUCAUCUAACAAUAACGGGAAGCAUCGUCAUUGUUAUUCCUGUGGCGGCGAUAAAGUUGCAAAAGAAAUAAAGCAGAAAGAAGACUAUAAGUUCGCAUUUAAAGCUGGUAAUCCCAACUCCAUUCAAAGCACUAACUCCAACGAUUCCAAAGGAGUUAAGAUGCCAAAAAUGCGUCAUCCAUAUACAAAGAAAUCAUAUACCAUUCCCACUUUGGCACCACCAUUUAGUAUUUGGCGCGAUGCGAAUGCUACUGGGUAUCCUGAACAUUGGAGAUUAGCCAGUGUUUAUCAACAUGCUUAUAAGCCACCAGAACAGAGACGAAAACCUCUUAUAAAUAGUGUGUAUCAGUAA